UAAAAUUAAAUUUAAACCAAAACAUUAAAAAAAAAAGAAAGAAAGAUAAUAAAUAAAAAGAGGUGAAAUUCCUUGACCAUAGGCUGAAAAGCAAUUGGUGGGAGGGAUAAAGCAAGAUUAAAAACUUGUGCUUUUUGGGUUUUCACCUCUCCGCAGAGAAAGGGAAAGGGAAAGAAAGGGAUUUCGUUGGGCGGCCUUCAAUUUUUUACCACUCAAAUGUUGGAUAGUUCUCUUUUUCUGGAGGCUUCCGGCGCCGGCGCCGGCGGUGCAAGUGGUGGCUCAGCUCCAGAUGCGGCGGCGGCGGAGGAGGAGAUGAGAGGCGAGGAAGGCGACAGAGCUUCGACUGCGAAUCGAUGGCCUCGCGAGGAGACUCUGGCGCUGCUCAAGAUAAGGUCUGAUAUGGACCUCGCAUUUCGCGAUUCGGCCCUCAAGGCUCCUCUCUGGGACCAAGUCUCCAGGAAAUUAGGCGAGCUCGGUUACAAUCGCAGCGCCAAAAAAUGCAAGGAGAAAUUCGAGAACAUUUACAAGUACCACAAACGAACCAAAGAUGGAAGAUCCGCUCGUCACAAUGGCAAAACCUACAGAUUCUUCGAUCAAUUAGAGCUUCUCGAUACUCAAUUACCUUCUUCCUACGCCAUGGCAGCAUCUGCUCCGUCUAUACCCUGUCCCAGCGCUGCAGCUGCAGCUGCCGAGUUCAUGUCAGCCUCGACAUCGACGGCGUCGUCCUCGGAACGAGAUUCAGACGGCAGUGUGAAGAAGAAGAAGCGAAAGCUCGUCGAAUACUUCGAGAGGCUGAUGAAGGAGGUGCUGGAGAAGCAAGAGGAUCUGCAGAACAAGUUCUUAGAGGCAUUGGAGAAGUGCGAGAAGGAUCGAAUGGCUCGGGAGGAGGCGUGGAAGGCGCAGGAAAUGGCGAGGAUUAAGCAGGAGCAGGAGUAUCUAGCUCAGGAACGCGCGAUCGCGGCGGAGAAAGACGCGGCCGUGCUCGCCUUCCUGCAGAAGAUCACGCAGCAGGCGCUCCCAUUCCCGAUGCCCGAAACGCUCACUUCAUUGUUCGACAAGCGGUCAGACAACAAUCAAGAAAGCGUCGCAGAGAAGCGCCACGACAAUGGUGGCGGCGGUGGCGGCGGCGGCGGCGGUGUCGCCGGAGAAACUUCCACGCAGAAUGAGAAGCACGAUAACAGCGACGUCGUUGUUCAGACGAGCGCGAGCUCUUCUCGAUGGCCGAAAGCAGAAGUCGAAGCAUUGAUCACGCUGAAGACUGAUCUUGAUUUGGAGUUUCAGGACACCGGUCCGAAAGGGUCAUUGUGGGAGGAGGUUUCGUCGAGGAUGAAGAAGAUUGGUUACGAGAGAAGCUCAAAAAGGUGCAAGGAGAAGUGGGAGAACAUUAACAAGUACUACAAAAGGGUGAAGGAUAGCAAUCGUAAAAGGCCGAGGCCGGAGGAUUCGAAGACAUGUCCUUAUUUCAACAUGCUCGAGUCGCUCUACGCGAAGAGGGCCAAGAAAUCGGGGCACGGAUUGGAGAACGGCGCGGGAAAUUUGAAACCCGAGCAGAUUUUGAUGCAGAUGGUGGGAGGCCAAGACGAGACCCAGCGACAACCGGAGAAUUCGGUUGGCGAGUAUUGCGAAAGCGAUCGUCACGAGCAAGAGGACGGCGCAGACGACGACGAACAGGAUCGCGACGACGCUGGAGAAGGCUAUCGGGUUGUUGGUAGUAAUAACAACCUCUCGUCGGUGACGACGUUGGGGUAAAGAGACUACGAUUUCGACAAUUUUGGAAGCAAACAUCGCCUUGAUCAGGUUAUUUUUCUUGCUUAAGAUAGCUAAUAGUUAUAUCGAUCGAGUUUGGUAGCAGGUCGUGACGACAACAACGACGGAGGCGGCGUCGGGAUCGAAUCACGGUGGUUCAAUGGUGAGGUGAGUUUGAGAAGAACUUAUUUAGCUAAAGACACUAUUUUGUGCUUCCUAUACGACAUGUUUGUGCUGUUGUUGUUCUUGUGCAUUCUUUUUGAUACUUUUGUUAAUGUCUGUUUGUUUGUUUGUCUGUGUUGUAUUAUUUUUUGGUACUUUAGUUACUAUCUCUGUUUCUGUCAUGUGUUGUAAUAAAAGUCUUUCUAUUUCUGGGCUUUCAACAUGCUCUGGAAUCCCAAUUCUGCAUCAUCAUUUAUAUAAAUGAUUUGCCAACAA
Andrographis paniculata is the source of this 2184-nucleotide messenger RNA. RefSeq names its product trihelix transcription factor GTL1-like. The coding region runs from base 217 to 1749 and encodes 510 amino acids. The transcript has 2 exons. The record is from RefSeq and is a predicted model, not a curated record. Lineage: Eukaryota; Viridiplantae; Streptophyta; Magnoliopsida; Lamiales; Acanthaceae.